AUGCCGAUUCGCAGUCAGUGGAGUCUUGCUCGUGAAGGCGUAACCGGCGACACCCUCACCCGCCUCAUCUCCCUCACAGCCCUCAACCCCGCCCUCACACUCCCCCUCCUCCUCCUCGCCCGCUAUACCACCACAGGCGAGCUCUUUGCGCGCGACCACGGCACCGCACUACGGCAUCUCAAGACGCUCGUGGGACUGGGCGUGGUGCACCGGCUCAACAGCUGGCUCAACAACACGGUGGUGAAUAACUUCUCACGCGACGUGUAUGAUUGGGACAAGGAGGUUGUAGUCGUGACGGGGGGAAGCGAUGGGAUUGGGAAGAUUGUGGUGGGCUUGUUGGCGGAGAGGGGGGUCAAGGUUGCGGUUGUGGAUGUGCAGGAGCCUACUUAUGAGGUUCAACCAUCAGUAACCUAUUUCCCCUGCGACCUCACCUCCCCAUCCUCCAUCACCGCCGCCGCAACCGCAAUCACCACCGCCCUAGGCCCCCCCACCAUCCUCAUCAACAACGCCGGCGUGGCACGAGGCAAAGACAUCCUCUCAACCACCGAAGCCGACAUCAACCUAACCUUCAAAGUAAACACCUUCUCGCACUACCACCUCGCCCAGGCCUUUCUACCACACAUGAUCCAAACCAACCACGGCAUGGUCGUCACCGUCGCCAGUCUGGCGGGCUACAUCACAGCGCCCAAGAUGGUCGACUAUGCGGCCAGCAAGGCGGCCGCGAUUUCCUUUCACGAGGGACUGACGGCCGAGCUCGUGGCGCUGUACAAGGCGCCGCGGGUGCGCACCGUGCUCAUGUGUCAGGGGUAUACGCGCACGAAGCUGUUUGAGGGGUUUGGCGGCAAGGUUUUGUAUCCGGAGACGGUGGCCGAGGAGAUUGUGAAGGCGGUGUUUGCGGGUAAGAGUCGGGUUGUGGUGUUGCCGGAGACGGCGUGGGCACUUGCGCCGCGGUUGAGGGGUUGGCCGGUUUGGUGUCAGACGCUGGUGCGGCGGAAUUUGGAUCUGAUGAAGGAGUGGAGGGGGAGGCAGGUUGUGCAGCCUAGUUUGGGGGCCGAGGGUGGGAAGAGGGAGGAAGUGGAGGACAGUACGGUGUUGGUGGAUGGGGAGUAG
This is a messenger RNA of Plenodomus lingam JN3, 1110 nucleotides long. RefSeq lists its product as uncharacterized. Gene Ontology annotation, molecular function: oxidoreductase activity, acting on the CH-OH group of donors, NAD or NADP as acceptor. The record is from RefSeq and is a predicted model, not a curated record. NCBI's taxonomy places the organism in Eukaryota, Fungi, Ascomycota, Dothideomycetes, Pleosporales, Leptosphaeriaceae.